AUGUCUUACCAAGAGCAGCAGUGCAAGCAGCCCUGCCAGCCUCCUCCUGUGUGCCCACCCACAAAAUGCCCGGAGCCUUGUCCUCCUCCGAAGUGCCCUGAGCCUUGUCCUCCCCCAAAGUGCCCAGAGCCUUGCCCUCCUCCGAAGUGCCCUGAGCCUUGUUCUCCUCCAAAGUGCCCAGAGCCAUGCCAGCAGAAAUGCCCUCCUGUGCAACCUCCUUCACCCUGCCAGCAGAAGUGCCCACCCAAGAGCAAGUGA
Molecule: messenger RNA, 258 nt
Organism: Myodes glareolus (Bank vole)
Lineage: Eukaryota; Metazoa; Chordata; Mammalia; Rodentia; Cricetidae
Source: RefSeq, a predicted model, not a curated record